Molecule: messenger RNA, 2757 nt
Organism: Benincasa hispida (wax gourd)
Lineage: Eukaryota; Viridiplantae; Streptophyta; Magnoliopsida; Cucurbitales; Cucurbitaceae
Gene: RLK
Product: receptor-like kinase
Biological process (GO): protein phosphorylation
Molecular function (GO): protein kinase activity; protein binding; ATP binding
Source: RefSeq, a predicted model, not a curated record
AUGUUUCUUAAAUCUGAGUGAAGAGGAUGAAAAACAAGUACAAUAAAAUAGAAAUUAUUUAAUUAAUUAGGUAUAAUUUUGAUAAAAAUUAUUAAUUGGGAGCAUAUAACGUGCAUUAUGAAUCAUUAUGGAACAAGAAUUUAUAGGUUGCAGAGAUCCGGUAAGUAUGAGCAUAUUGGUUUAGCUGUGAAUCUCUUUCCCUUUCCUUUUUCUUUCUCAAUUUCUUUUAAUAUUCUCUCUUUCACAUGGCUUCUUAAUAAUCCCAUUUCUCUUUCCUUCUCUCUCUCUCUCUCUCUCUCUCUCUCUCUCUCUCUAUGUUUGAGUUUCAGCGAUGUGGGAUUUCUUUUAUACUACCAAAUCAUGAGCUCAAUUCUUGCUUUUCUUCUUCUUCUUCUUCUUAAUUUUUCUUGUAAUGGACUUAAUUUUGAUGGGGUUCUCUUGCUUUCCUUUAAGUAUGCCGUUUUGGACGAUCCUCUGUUUGUUCUUCAGAACUGGAAUUACUCCGAUGAAACUCCCUGUUCAUGGCGAGGAGUUCUAUGUUCCGCCGGUGGUUCUAGAGUUACAGGUUUGUCUCUUCCCAAUUCUCAGCUUAUGGGCUCUGUUUCUUCUGAUCUGGGUCUGAUUCAGAAUCUUCAAUCGGUUGAUCUUUCUAAUAAUUCCUUUAAUGGGUCUCUCCCCCGGUCUCUGUUCAACGCCACUAUGCUUCGGUUUCUUGAUUUGUCGGAUAAUUUGAUUUCCGGCGAGGUUCCCGAGCCGGAGGGUAGCCUUGGGAAUCUCCAAGUUCUUAACCUCUCCGGUAAUGCUCUGUUCGGGAAGUUUCCGAGUGAUCUCGUGAAUUUGGGUAAUCUUACGGUUGUGUCUCUGAAGAACAAUUACAUUUCCGGUGAAAUUCCUGGUGGGUUUAAGACGGUGGAGGUUUUGGAUCUGUCUUCCAAUUUGAUUAAUGGGUCUUUGCCCUCUGAUUUUGGUGGUGACAGUUUACAUUACUUCAACAUUUCAUACAACAGACUUUCCGGCGAAAUUCCGCCGGAUUUCGCCCACAAAAUUCCGGCUAAUGCCAUAAUUGAUCUCUCCUUCAACAACCUCACCGGCGAAGUCCCUGUUUCAGACGUGUUCAUGAACCAAGAAGCAAACUCCUUCACCGGAAACCGCCAACUCUGCGGUGAGUUAACGAAGACCCCAUGUCCAAUUACUUCAUCGCCGUCGUCUCUCCCACCGGCGAUUGCCGCCAUUCCGUUAGACCCAAGUACGCCAGAAACGACAUCGUCGGAAAAACAGAGCGAAACAGGGUUUAAACCAUCCACAAUCGUGGCCAUUGUACUAGGAGACGUCGUCGGAUUGGCAAUUCUUUGCCUCCUCUUCUUCUACGUCUUCCAUUUGAAGAAAAAAAACAAAGCCGUCGAAACCCAUUUGAAAAACGAAGCCAAUUUGGCCAAAGAUAGUUGGUCCACAUCCUCAUCGGAAUCCAGAGGAUUUUCCCGAUGGUCCUGUUUGAGAAAAACAGGGGAUCCAGAAGAGGCAAAUUCCGAUCAAGCGAGUGUGUUAUCCUUCUCCGGCCACCGUGAGACGGCGGAGGAAGGAGGAGAAGCAAACAAAAGAGGAACAUUAGUAACAGUAGACGGCGGAGAGAAGGAGCUGGAACUCGAUACAUUGCUGAAGGCAUCGGCGUACAUUCUGGGCGCCACCGGAUCAAGCAUAACGUACAAGGCGGUGCUGGAAGACGGCACGGCGUUUGCAGUGAGGAGAAUCGGAGACGGCGGAGUUGAAAAAUAUAAAGAUUUCGAGAAUCAGAUUCGUGCUGUGGCUAAAUUGGUUCACCCAAAUUUGGUUCGUGUUCGUGGAUUUUAUUGGGGUGUUGAUGAAAAGCUCAUUAUUUAUGAUUUUGUUCCUAAUGGUAGCCUUGCCAAUGCUCGUUACAGGAAAGUGGGCUCUUCGCCUUGUCAUCUUCCAUGGGAGGCCCGAUUGAGAAUUGCAAAAGGAGUGGCCCGUGGCCUUUCUUAUCUCCACGACAAGAAGCAUGUCCAUGGCAACUUAAGGCCCACCAACAUUCUUUUGGGCUUCGAUUUGGAGCCCAAGAUAGGUGAUUUCGGCCUCGACAAGCUCUUCUUAGGCGACUCGAGUUACAAACCCGGUGGUUCGACUCGAAAUUUCGGGAGUAAAAGGUCUACAGCGUCUCGGGAUAGCUUCCAAGAUUUUGUCACUGGACCAAGCCCUGGACCUAGUCCGAGCUCGAUUAGUGGGGUGUCCCCGUAUUUAGCACCAGAGUCACUUCGAAACUUGAAGCCCAAUUCAAAAUGGGAUGUGUAUUCUUUUGGUGUAAUAUUGCUUGAGCUACUAACGGGAAAGAUUGUAGUGUUGGAUGAGUUGGGCCAAGGGCUUGGGCUUGCAACCGAAGACAAAAGUCGAACAUUAAGAAUGGCUGAUAUGGCGAUUCGAGCUGACGUGGAGGGCAGAGAAGAAGCAUUGUUAUCCUGCUUUAAAUUAGGAUAUAGUUGUGCAUCUCCUACCCCACAAAAGAGACCAUCCAUGAAAGAAGCCUUGCAAGUUUUGGAGAAAUUUCCAACCAUAUCCAUGUCAUCACACUAUUAUGGUCUCUAGCGAAAAAAGUUAGAGGAGGUGUUUGUGUUAUUGACCCACAGUCCCAUGUUUGUAAUUGUGUGUGAGUGAUUGAUGAAUUGAAUAGAUUAGCAUUUGUUAUGUUCUCAACUUAUCAUCCACUAAUUUUUUUAGUAAAUUACAUUUUUGUUCCUUAUGCUA